AUGUCGCGCGGCCAAAAGGGCCCAAACCGGGCAGCCGACACGAUGGACUGGUCCGCGUCCGUCCUGACCACCCUCUCGUCCGACACCGAGCCCUCCGUGCUCGUGACGUUCCCCCACGCGAAGUACAUCUUCAAUGUGUCAGAGAACACAAAUAGGGCGUUCCUGCAGAACAGCAGCAACUGGAAGAAGAUCCAGGGCAUGUUCUUCACGCAGGCGAGCGUGCAGCGGAUGGGCGGGGCGAGUGGACUGCUCAUGACCUUUGCGGAUGCGACUAUCCAGAAGUUGAAUGUCGUCGGUCCCCCGGGAACAGGGCACUACCUUGCUAGUGCGCGUUCGUAUCUCUACAGGAACACUAUGGCCGUAGAGGUCACAGACGUGCCAAUGACCCAGGCCCGGGACACACUACCUGAGCCUGUCCUAAAGGACAGGGACAUCUCCAUCUACGGUCUCCCAGUCCUACCUGACGCUACCUGUCCCUCCGAGCGCUCCCCCUCUCCUACCUCCCUCAAGCGGAAACGCGAGCCCUCGCCUGAACGAUCAUCGAAGAGGACAUAUGCACCGGCCGAGCGUAUGGACGCGUCUUCAGCUCCAGCAGACGCGCCCUCUGCUCAAGUCGACGCGCCUGCCGUCGCAGCCGCCUCCGCAAACCCCAGUGACGUCACUCUGGACUCGAUCCUAGCACGCGAGGACUUCACGCCUGCAAUGCUCUCCGGUGCUCACGCGACAGAGUACAUUCAACGCGUCCACGGAUGCAUGUUCUCUAAACAGACACAAGGUGGUGGCAAAAAGAGUCGCAAGCAGCAGAACCAGCAAGUCAAGGGCUCCGGUCCGUACGAUGCGAAUGCGCCAGGCGAGCCAGACGUAUUCCGUCGCGGCAGCCUGCCACCAGGGUUCCAUGCCCAACUGCCUCAACCAGUCAAUGUCGAUCCGUCCACGUCAAGAACACCAGCAACACUCGCUUAUGUCGUCCUCGGUCCUCGCAUUCGCGGUAAAUUCGACGCCGCUGCUGCAACAAAACUCGGUGUUCCCUUCGGUCCUUUGCGCGGUGACCUUGCGAAGGGUCUGAAUGUCACUGUAAAGGUGCAGAAUGAGGCAGGCGAGACCAUCGAGCGGGUGGUACAGCCUAGCGAUGUUAUGUCGGAAAGCAUACCGCCGAGCGCCGUCCUGAUUUUCGACGUCCCGAGUUCGGCCUAUAUUCCUUCACUCGUGAACUCCUUCACAAACGCGCCACUUUACUCUCGGUUGCGCUCUCGUAAAGAGGAGGAUACGAAGGACUAUGCCAUCCGCGCGAUCUUUCAUAAGCUCGGCAAGGGUGUGCUGGACGAUCCGCGAUAUGUGGAGUUCAUGAAUGGCUUCCCGGAGCAGACGCAUCAUAUCAUCGCAUCCCGCGAUCACUGCCCGGACCCCAUCACGAUGACCAGCGCUGCGUUCAGCCAGCUGCGCCUUAAUGUGCUUGACCCGGAUAUUUUCCAUGUGCCAAAGUUUUCGUUGGAUGCGAAGAAGCCUCUCCAGGAUAUUCCCAACCUACCGCCUAGCACCCACGUCAUGACGACCGACACCCAGGUCCACAUCCGCCCGCCCAGUCCGCCCAAGCGGGACCCAUACGCGCAAGACAAGUUUCAUCCCGUCUGCCAAGCGCCCGUCGAGCUCACGCAAGCGACGCGAGAAGCGUUCGACAAGGCGCAGGCGGUGGUCUCGCAGCGUAUUGCGGAGGGUGCGGUACCGAAGCUUCCGGGGGCAGAUGUGACAGUGUUGCCGUUGGGGACGAGCAGCGCGGUGCCUAGCAAGUAUCGAAACGUGUCAUCGACCUUGAUUCGUAUACCGGGCCAUGGGAGCAUCCUUCUGGAUUGUGGUGAGGGAACGUGGGGGCAGUUGGCGAGGGAAUAUGGCACGGAUGAGAGCGCGCCGAACAACGUUUACGACGUCCUCCGCGACAUCAAGUGCAUUUUCGUCAGCCAUCUGCAUGCGGACCAUCAUGGUGGAUUGUCGACGCUGUUGGCAAAGAGGCGACAGCUCGACCCGCCACCAAAGGACCCGCUAUUCGUGUACUCGAUCCGGCGUGUGCAUCUGUACCUUCGCGAGCUGCAAAUGCUGCAGGACCUUGGCAUCGAUGACCCGGCGGGUAAUGGCGUAUAUGGGAUGCUCUCCGAGGGCUUGCACUGGCGGAAUACGGGCUCGUACCAUAUUAACGGCCGGUAUACUUUGGGCGGUAGCGAAGAAUGGACGGACAUAAAUCUUACGACGAAGCGCUAUCGCCAGAUGUGCGAGCUGCUCGGGCUGCGCAGCUUCUUCGCCGUGGAUAUGCUACACCGUACACGCUGUUACGGAUGCGUCAUUAAGCACAACGAUGGCUGGAGUAUAUCCUUCUCCGCGGACACUAUGCCGACUGACAGGCUGGUUUGGGCCGGAAAAGGCUCGACGGUUGUCAUUCACGAGGCCACGAUGAACGACAACGAGCGCGAGCUCGCAGCCCAGAAGGCGCACAGUACCGUCGGACAGGCUAUCGAAAUCGCUGAGAAGAUGUCCGCCGACAACGUCCUCCUCACGCACUUCUCCGCGCGCUACCCGCGCCUGCCGCCCGCCGUGCUCAAUCGCUCCGGCGAGGCGACCGCGCGCCCACUUGUCACCAUGGCCUUCGACCACGCGCGGAUGACGAUUGGGACGAUGUGGAAGGUGAACACGUAUCUGCCGGCGAUCAAGCAGUGCAUGGAGGACUCGGCGGAUGCGGACGACGAGGGAGUGGAUGCGUCGGUGACAGUGGAGGCGGAUGUGGUGUCGUAG
Schizophyllum commune H4-8 is the source of this 2781-nucleotide messenger RNA. Its product is annotated as Metallo-hydrolase/oxidoreductase. Gene Ontology annotation, cellular component: mitochondrion. Bases 1 to 2781 code for a protein of 926 amino acids. Gene Ontology annotation, molecular function: 3'-tRNA processing endoribonuclease activity. Lineage: Eukaryota; Fungi; Basidiomycota; Agaricomycetes; Agaricales; Schizophyllaceae. The transcript is spliced from 12 exons. Gene Ontology annotation, biological process: mitochondrial tRNA 3'-end processing. The record is from RefSeq and is a predicted model, not a curated record.